Molecule: messenger RNA, 1315 nt
Organism: Selaginella moellendorffii
Lineage: Eukaryota; Viridiplantae; Streptophyta; Lycopodiopsida; Selaginellales; Selaginellaceae
Product: adenine DNA glycosylase-like
Exons: 7
Coding region: 32-1297 (421 amino acids)
Biological process (GO): base-excision repair; mismatch repair
Cellular component (GO): nucleus
Molecular function (GO): oxidized purine DNA binding; purine-specific mismatch base pair DNA N-glycosylase activity; adenine/guanine mispair binding
Source: RefSeq, a predicted model, not a curated record
CUUUUGGGGUUUUUCACUGUUCUUCGUGGUAAUGCGAUCGAUCGCUCCAAAUCCACCCGACAUUGAGGAUCUGGACGGGCGCUGCUUCCACGAGCACGAGGUGACGAGCAUCAGGAGGGAUUUGCUGGAUUGGUACGAUAGAAACAAGCGCGAUCUUCCAUGGCGGCCGGAUGAUUUUGUGGGAGAGAAUGUGGAGGAGAGAGCUUACUCUGUGUGGGUCUCGGAGAUGAUGCUCCAGCAAACGACGGUAGGAAGAGUGAAAGAUUAUUUUCCCAGAUGGAUGAGCAAGUGGCCGAGCUUGAGCCAUCUCUCGCAAGCUUCUCAAGAGGAAGUAAACUCACUAUGGGCUGGACUUGGCUAUUACAGACGCGCGAGGUUCCUUCUCGAGGGAGCGAAGCACAUCGUGGAAAAUUCCGGGGGCAUUUUCCCUCGAGAUGCAGCUGAGCUGCGGCAAAUCCCUGGCAUUGGAAACUACACAGCCGGUGCUAUUGCUUCCAUUGCAUUCAAGCAGCCGGUGCCCGCAGUGGAUGUGAAUGUCAUCCGUGUGAUCUCUCGGCUACGAGCUAUCUCAGAUGCAACACGAGAGUCCAAACUUUUAUGGAAACUAGCGGGAGAGAUUGUAGACUUGGAAAGGCCCGGAAGUUUCAACCAAGCGCUCAUGGAUCUUGGCUCCGCGGUGUGCAAGACAAAGGCUCCUUUGUGCUCGGGGUGUCCCAUAGCCGGCUCUUGCAAGGCUUUUCUUCUUCAAAAGCAGUCAGCUGACAAGGAAGUGGCCGUGAGCGUCACAGAUUUCCCAGCCAAGUCCAUCAAAGCGGCACCGCGAGAAGAGUUUACUGCCGUGUGCGUCGUGGAACUUCUUCCACUUGGAGACGAUGGCUCGUUGUUCCUCCUCGUACAAAGGCCCGAGAAUGGUUUGCUUGCCGGACUGUGGGAGUUUCCGGCCGUGUUGCUUAAAGAUCCAAAGACCUCCGCCAAGACGAGAAGAACAAGCGUCAACAAGUACCUGCGAAGCUCUCUCGGCUUAAGCCUGGACAAGUCCAGUGUCAAGACUCGCGAAGAAGUUGGAAGCUACAGACAUGUCUUCUCGCACAUCCGGCUCAAUAUGUUCGUGGAAUGGUUACAAAUCUCCUCCACCGACGAUAACGCUGCUAUGGAGGCCAAAACACUUCCAAGAACACAAUGGGUGAAGUACUCGGCUCUGGAGAAAAUGGGACUCACUAGUGGCGUGAAAAAGGUUUUCUCGAUGGUUUCUAAACACCGUGACAAGAGACAAGGAUCCAAGAGAAAAACUCCAUAGAGGGAGGGUACCUUAAGC